AUGUUCUCUCAUUUCUGAUUGUAGGGCCCUUGUGGUGGAUCUUCCGCACGUCCACUUGCAGCAUGUUUACAGAGAGGGCAAUAUGUGUGCUGAUCGUCUUGCUGCUAUGGCUCAUUCCCAGCAGGAAGAUUUUGUCAUUUUAGAGGGUUGUCCCUCAACCCUUUUUAUGUAUCUCUACGCUGAUAUGUUGGGAACUAUAGAACUGGGAGAUACUUUGAAUCUCGAAUCUUCACUUCGGCUAUCCUGCAAGGCCCUGAGGUUGAUUCUCGGGGUAGACACUUUGAUACUUAAGUCAACAAUAGUCAGAGCUACUAGUUAUGAAUCAAGAGUAAAAGCUGAGUUUGAGGUUGAUUUCCCAUACCUUUCAGAGGUGGACCCUGAGGGAACUAAUGCGGAGCAAGAGCAAAGGGGACGAACUCGAAUCAGACUGAGCUCGCUGUCCUUCAAUCGAAUCGAGGUAGUUAGAUGUCGGGGGCUGCUCCGGAUGUCAGAGGUUGCACAUCUCAGGCAGCCAUGGAGUACACAACUUCGGACUGACAACAUGCCUCAUCUCGUGACCUCUGACAUCCUACGUGCCUCUGAUAUCUCAUGACCUCUGUCUACUCCCACUACACUAUUCCCCCCAACGAAGUCAUUCACUUGUGGAUGAUGCGGGAGGUUGUGUUGGUGUUUGGUUGAGGGGUGGAUAUCAUGGCAUGGAGUUAAGGGGUGUGGUUGGAGCUGAAGUAAGAAGUAGGAUGACACGUGGUCAUGGGAUACGGCCGGAGCAGAAGUAAAAAAUAACAUGACAC
Molecule: messenger RNA, 791 nt
Organism: Rubroshorea leprosula
Lineage: Eukaryota; Viridiplantae; Streptophyta; Magnoliopsida; Malvales; Dipterocarpaceae
Source: the annotation of a GenBank genome assembly